Messenger RNA from Ixodes scapularis (black-legged tick), 524 nucleotides. RefSeq lists its product as uncharacterized. Bases 165 to 524 code for a protein of 119 amino acids. The record is from RefSeq and is a predicted model, not a curated record. Lineage: Eukaryota; Metazoa; Arthropoda; Arachnida; Ixodida; Ixodidae. The transcript is spliced from 4 exons.
AAUGUCAUCUCAACUGGGCAACGCAGUAGGAAUCCCCAAGCGGAAAAACCGGCGGGAGAGGCUGCCAGACACGGCGACUUCCGUCCACAAUCUCCUUUGCGUGCCUAUAAAUGUUUGCGCCUCUGCAGAGAGAAUAGUGUCUGAACAUUCGUAAAACGCUCACGAUGGCUUCAAAGAUCGUAUUGAGCGGCUUGCUGGUUCUCUCUGCGUUGUGUCUUAUUGAGGCUCAACAGAAAAAGGACUCAGUGGAAGUUCGCCCUCCGCCUCCUGUCAUCAAGAUUCCGCCACCGCCUCCCCCACCAAAGACUCGGGUGAACAUCGAAGGCGGCGGAAGUCCAGGCAACUACCGCGUGAACGGGAGAAUCGAGCACGACAUCAUCCGUAUGCCCGGGGCCACCAUCACAGGCUGGGGAGAGGGCUCGCAAUCACAUGGUUCCAGCCACGGGUCCUCCUCUCACGGCCAGGUCGGCGUUGGAAUCAGAAUUCCGAUCGGAGGGCGACGUCACAGGAACGACACCAAAUAA